Messenger RNA from Haliotis rufescens (red abalone), 2447 nucleotides. Its product is annotated as scavenger receptor class F member 1-like. The coding region runs from base 276 to 1361 and encodes 361 amino acids. The transcript has 6 exons. Lineage: Eukaryota; Metazoa; Mollusca; Gastropoda; Lepetellida; Haliotidae. The record is from RefSeq and is a predicted model, not a curated record.
GGCACACUUUGACAGAUGCAUGUCGGCUAGUUGGGAACUAUCAUACACUCACACCAAACAUGCAUACCCUACAAGACCCACUGUCUUGUGGCGUGCAGCCGCAGCUCUUCAUGACAUGUAUUAUGUAUUUUUACACAUGGAUGUGCAAUGGUGGAUAUCAAAGGUGAAGGACAAGUGGAAACUUCCCAUUUUGCUCUACAUAAUAGUUUCAGGCCAUAUCACGACGAGCCAGCUGGCGUGAUUCACCAAGCAGUUUUACCGCAAGCUUGAACCAUAUGUCAAGGACGCUGGAGACAGAGAACAUGAGUCCUACUCUUGUCCUCAUCAUUUGCUCCUGUGUUGUCCAUGCUGCACAUGCUGCAGACAUAUGCAGUGAUGGCAAGUAUGGACCAUCAUGUUUAUCCAACUGUGGACAAAACUGCAAUGAGUCCAGAUGUUUGUCGGAACCCGGAAGUGGAACAUUCAGAUGUAGUACCGGGUGUAUUGAUGGCUGGACGGGGCAAAUGUGUCACUGGAAGUGUCGUAAAGGAUGUAUGUCAUGUGAUCAGGUUACUGGGGAAUGCCGGGAAGACUGUGUCGAAAAUUGGUGUGGUGCAAACUGUGAUUCCUAUUGUGGACCUGGAAAAAAUGACGGAAGUGCAAAACCAGGCUGCCUGGAUGUCCUUUGCCAGCAUUGUGUGAAGGGCUUGUACGGUGAUGACUGCAGUAAAGCAUGCCCCGCUAACUGUGACUCCGGGUGUAGCAAGACGUCUGGAGAGUGUGACCAUCAGUGCAUCCGUGGCUACCAUGGACCUUCCUGCAGCGCCCCCUGCACGACCACCUGCAAGGAAGGCUGCAAUCAGACAGACGCCUCCUGUCUUGGCUGCCAGUGUGGCUGGCACGGGCGUCAGUGUCACAUGUCCUGCAGCAACACCUGCCUAAACCACGUGUGCUAUCAGGAUACAGGGGAGUGUGCUGUCGCUGUCAAAUAUUCACUUACCAGUUUUCAGAAGUGUAAACGUAUAAAAACAGGUUCUGUGGUCAUUGGGAACUGUAGUGUUGGUUGUGAAUCUGGAUGGAGAGGCGCGAGGUGUGACCAGAAAUGCCCAUCAGAAUGCUACUCCUGUAGCCAGUUCCCAAACGCCGAGCUGUGCACCUUCACCAUAGAUGUCACGAAAACUCGCACGCAUGGAUACGCACCUGAAACAUCGGAUACAUUUAAGAUUCGCAUCCUCUACGCCUUUCUGCUUGUGAUUCCGCCGUUCCUUGUUGUAAUGGUGGUGCAGAUGAUAUGCUUAACUUAUUUGAAAUACAGGAUCAGAUUUUGCAACCGAAAACAAUAUGAAGUGUGUGAAACAAUUAACAGUGAGAAAUUCGUCUGAAUGCACAUCUUCCUCAGCCUUGACAUCAAGCGUGCCUUUGAUGUAGCAGACGAUGUAGAGGAAGAUUCUCAUGCAUAUAUUAUUUAUAGUCAAUCAGAUCGCUGACUUUUUCCAGUGCGGGGUCAUGGUCAAGGUCCACGACGAACGGGGCACGGCAAUGGGCCGACCGUACGUAAACUCAUUUUAUCAUCAGGUUUAUGUGUCGUGAAAAGGAUGACGAUGGGCGGGCUGACAGGUGCCAUUGAUCCAGCGUGUUUGGACGCAUGGUGUUUGUGUAUACGAGCCAGCACCAUUCGGUAAGUCGAAAAACCACGAGAGUUUGAGGAGCUUCUGAAGACGCUGGCUCCCAAAAUACGGCUUCGGAAAUAAAAAAAUUCAGCUAUGUUUCAUUACGAAGCCAAUAAAAGUAUUGACAACGUUCCUGUUCCUCGAACAAACUAGAUGAAUUGACCUGGUUACAUUACUUUCGUUUUGUGACCACGUAUCUUGGAGCUCCUACUUUUUUGCGUUACAAGCCCCUUUGGAUUUAUUGGUGGAAAUUAGCCUGCUGGCAUUAACAUUGCCAACGGAACCAAACUGAAAUAUUUUUUAACUGUUCCUACAUUACCCAUAGUUAUGAUGUGAAAACCAAUGACUAAAUACUGUUCAUAGACUACCUAAGGCAUUCCCGAAGCCAACCUGUUAUUCUAACGACCUCACAUAUCUUUAUGAUCAAUAACAUGACAUAUCCGUUCACUCGACUCCUCACAUAUAUUCAUAUUUCCUGUCUUCCAUAACAUAAGGAAAUACCGCGACUCCAUUGCUGCCAGGAAUAUGAUCCUGGAAGCGGAAUAUGCCGAGGCACAAAUAUGAAACAGAAAUGCGAUUCAUGAGUGAAGUUAAUUGAUUUAAAUAUACUUGCCACGAUAUCCGUUCGACUAUCAGAACGUACACUGCAAUGUUGUCUUGUAUUUUCACGAAGUGUACUUUUGUGUACGAUUGUCCAUGGCAAUGUUUACAUCUGCAGCUUCUCCCCAUAUUUCUUUGUCGUUAUCUUUUUUUUAUAUUGACCAUAUAUAAAUUGCAGAAUAAAAAACGUCAACGACA